Molecule: messenger RNA, 568 nt
Organism: Benincasa hispida (wax gourd)
Lineage: Eukaryota; Viridiplantae; Streptophyta; Magnoliopsida; Cucurbitales; Cucurbitaceae
Product: neuronal acetylcholine receptor subunit alpha-5
Cellular component (GO): respiratory chain complex I
Source: RefSeq, a predicted model, not a curated record
GGUGAAAAUUCCUCACUGAGCGAGCCACAAGGCAAAGUGGAGAGACAGACGAGGGUAAACUUCAGAGAGAGCGAGCGAGCGAGCAAGAAAUUCGAACAGAGCGAUAAUGGGCGGAGGUAUGGAAACUCACAAGAACAGAUUUAUUGAGGAUUGGAGUACUGCUAGAGAAAAUCUUGAGCAUAACUUCCGCUGGACUCGCCGGAAUUUCGCUAUUGUGGGUCUCUUCGGCAUUGCCGUUCCACUCCUUGUUUACAAGGGCAUCGUCAGAGAAUUUCAUAUGCAAGAUGAAGAUGCAGGCAGACCGUACCGGAAGUUUUUUUGAGCACCGCACCAAGCGCCGCAAUAAUUUCUUGGAGUAAUAAAACCUUUCUUAUCUAUGUGAUCAUUGAACCCUACCCUUCCAAUUUGGAUUCUGGAACAAUAUUGCAACUUUCUUUGAAGUUGUAGAAGUGAUGCUAUGCAAGUUUACACUGUAUUUUAUGACAUUUCGUAAAUGCUGAGUAUUUUCAGUCUAAAGUCCUGCCUUUCAAACUUAUCAUGAAUAUAGACCGUUUUUGUUUUUGUUUUU